AUGCAAACACAUUUAGACGGAAGUAAUCAAUCGGUUCUUUACGACAAUAAUAGACAAGCGUUUCAUCUGACAGUUAACUAUCAGACACAACGAUAUUAUUUCAUUGAUAUUAACGACUUCUACUUGUAUUCAAUCGACUUCAACGGAACCGAUGAGAGACUAUACACAAAGUCCAAAGAGUUCUUCGAUUCCGUGAACUCCAUGUAUGUCUUGAAUAGCGACUUGUAUUUAGCGAAUGAAUACAUGAUUUAUAAGAUACCAGAAAUUGAUUUACGGAUACAAAGCAUACAAAUCCUACAUAAGAGCCACAGAUAUAACGCCACUAACUAUCAGUUACACAACGCGGUAGACAUCGAUAGGCAAGAGAUCAAUAAAUUCAAGAUUUUAGACCCAAUAUUACAGCCAAAUGUGACAAAUGUUUGUGAAUCGCACGGCUGUUUACAUCUAUGCCUACCUACGGGCCAGUCUUACCGAUGUCUAGUACCGGACAGUUCCCUACCCGAUCCCUUGCAGCUAUGGAGUGAUCCCAUUGCGGAUAAACUUAAGAGUCGUAGAUAUUUAAUGAGCGAUAAUCCCGUCCAGAUGUCCGGCUUAAUGAAUGGACACUCAAAGACCAGGGAUGUGAUGAAGUCCAGUGAAAAUCUGUUGGACAGUGAGGAGGACAUUGAUGUAUCAUUCUCAAUCGAGUCUCGCUAAUAAUUUGUAACUUUUAUACUAUUAUAUUAUAUUAUUCAUGCUAUUUAAAC
Messenger RNA from Oppiella nova, 746 nucleotides. The record is from the annotation of a GenBank genome assembly. Lineage: Eukaryota; Metazoa; Arthropoda; Arachnida; Sarcoptiformes; Oppiidae.